This is a messenger RNA of Colletotrichum graminicola M1.001, 726 nucleotides long. RefSeq lists its product as uncharacterized. The record is from RefSeq and is a predicted model, not a curated record. The transcript has a single exon. Bases 1 to 726 code for a protein of 241 amino acids. NCBI's taxonomy places the organism in Eukaryota, Fungi, Ascomycota, Sordariomycetes, Glomerellales, Glomerellaceae.
AUGCUGCCGUCGCCUAAAAGAUACAACCGGCUCAGUCGAUGUUAUUCCAACGAUCUGAAAUCGACGGAAACUGCAAAUGGCGGCAACUUUGGCCACCGAGCUGGCUGUCGGACCCCACCAAUGGCAUAUAUCACUCUUGCCUUUCUUUUCGCGGCUACAUGCAUUCUUUUUGUAUAUGUGGCCCGCCAGACUACCUGCGGUUCAUCCUUCUGUCCCUCGCUAUCCUCCACGAUGGUUCAUGAACCCCCGGCCCCAACCCCGAUAGAACUUCACUGCGGCAAUACCUCUACCGAGGCUCGAGAACUCGGAUGUGUGUUUGACUUGCUCACCAACAAUUGGAUGCCUGAGUAUUGUUCCGAUCCCGCUACAGAUGAUGAACAUCGCGCCUGGGUGCUCGAACGGAGGCGCAGCCUCGGGCCAUGGGCAUUCUUCCAUGAUGACAAGGCACAACACCGAGUGGCCUCUGAAGAGGCUUUGUCGGACCUGGUCGGAAGUCAUAUUUAUACGACCACAGAGAAUCACCUGGCUCACUGUGUCUUUCUCGCCCGACGGAUGCAUCGGCUGGUCACGGGUGAAAUAGCCGCAGUUGCACAUAACUCGCUCGCACAUACCAUGCAUUGUACCUCAGCCAUUCUGAAAGUCAUCGGAGGGAUUGGUGAUGAGGUGCAACCGCAAAUAGGAUCCACGUUUGACGUUGGGGUGGUUUCGUGUCUUAUAAAUGAAUAG